Dermatophagoides pteronyssinus (European house dust mite) is the source of this 3663-nucleotide messenger RNA. RefSeq names its product Sterile20-like kinase (gene Slik). Gene Ontology annotation, molecular function: ATP binding; protein serine/threonine kinase activity. The record is from RefSeq and is a predicted model, not a curated record. Gene Ontology annotation, biological process: protein phosphorylation. NCBI's taxonomy places the organism in Eukaryota, Metazoa, Arthropoda, Arachnida, Sarcoptiformes, Pyroglyphidae.
GAUCAUUAUAUAACUUAUUAGUUUUCCAUAUUAACUUUGUUGUACAAUUUCGACACACAAGAAAAAAAAAUGUCAACAUUUUUUGAACGUAUAAAAAAUAAAGUAUUUCGUGCCGGUAAUCAUGGAUCGGCCGGUACUAAACGUAAAAAAUUUUUUCAUAAUAUUAAAUUUGAUGAAAAUCCCGAAGAAACAUGGAAAACUGUUGGUGAAAUUGGUGAUGGUGCAUUUGGUAAAGUUUAUAAGGCUGAAAAUAUUCAUAAUGGCCAAUUAGCUGCAGCAAAAAUUUGUGAAUUAAAAGAAGAAGAUGAAUUAGAAGAUUUUGUUGUUGAAAUUGAUAUACUUUCUGAAUGUCGUCAUCCAAACAUUGUACAAUUAAUUGAAGCUUAUUUUUUUGAAGGCAAACUUUGGAUGUUUAUCGAAUUCUGUGAAGGUGGUGCAAUCGAUUCAAUAAUGAUGGAUUUGGAAAAACCAUUGACUGAAUCACAAAUACGUUUUGUUUGUCGUGAAAUUGUUGAAGGAUUAAAAUAUUUACAUGAAAAAAAGGUGAUACAUCGAGAUUUAAAAGCCGGAAAUGUUCUUUUAACGCUUGAAGGUGAUGUUAAACUGGCUGAUUUUGGUGUAUCGGCCAAAAACAAGAAUACCAUUCAGAAACGUGAUUCUUUUAUCGGUACUCCAUAUUGGAUGGCACCCGAAGUAAUCAUGUGUGAAACUAUUCGCGAUAAUCCUUAUGAUUAUAAAGCUGAUAUCUGGUCUUUAGGUAUUACUUUGAUUGAAUUUGCUCAAACAGAGCCACCAAAUCAUCAAAUGAGUCCGAUGCGUGUUUUAUUAAAAAUUCAAAAAGGUGAUCCACCUAGAUUAGAUAACCCGAAAAAAUGGUCAUCCGAAUUCAACAAUUUUAUAGCCAAAUGUCUUAUUAAAGAUUGCAAUACUAGGCCUAAUGCUUCUGAACUUUUAGAACAUCCAUUUUUGAAACAGGUGAAACCUGUCGAAGAUAAACGUGCCUUAUUAGCAUUGAUUAGUGAAUACAAAGCCGAAGUUGUUGAAUAUGAAACCGAAGUAAACGAAGAUGAUGAUGUCAGUAGCAAGGAUACUAUUUCUCGUCAAGAUUCUUCAAUAGAAAAUUCGCCUUCUACUGAUGAACAGAUUCCAUCAACACCUACUACACCAACCGUAGAGGAAGUAAAGAAAAGCACAAAACGUGUACCUGCUCCAUUACCACCAGUAUUGACUACUUCUUCAGUAGCUUCGACCAACGGUAGUAAUGAUAGUGAUAAUGCAGCAUUAGAAGUUUUACAAGAAUCUAUUGAAGAAGUUGAUGAAGAACAAACGCAAGAAAAUGAAUCGAAAAGCCAAGAUGUGUCAAAUGAGGUCCAAAAUGAUGUUGAAUCACCAGCAUUGAUCACCACAACCGAUUCAAGCACAUUAAAUGAACAGAAGUUGGUUGAUCAAAACGAAAUAGCUUUGUUCACCGAUGACAAUAAUCCUAUUCUUAAUUGUGAUCCUGAAGACAUUUCCAACUGUGACGAUCUAACUCCGUGCCAUACCCCACAAAUGAACGAAUCAGUAUUUGAUGAUGAUAAUUGUCAGGUGACCAUUCUUUCCAAUCACAGUACAAUCAUUAAUACGACCGGUCAACCAACGUCCGAAGAUCAACGUAACAUAUCGAUAGUGACCAUCGAUGAUGGCAAACCUAUUUCCAUUCAAACUUCUGAAGCUCAUUCAAACGACAAACUAGAUCGACCAGCCAACGAUGACUAUGCAGUGAUUGAUAAACCAUCCAAUGGUAAAAUAACUGAUAAACAUACGCAACCUCCAUCACCAUCACAAAAACAACCACCUUCAUCUACCAAAAAUGGUGUUUCUAAACCAGCAGCGAACGCUAAUGUAAAAACGACGAUCAAAGUAAAUUUAAAUCCAAAAGCAGAAAAUGAACGACGUAAUCAAAAUAGUCCGAAACGUGUGCCGGUUGAUAAAAACCAUGUUACCACUCGAAUUGAUCAGGUAACACCUAUUGUUAAUAGCCGAAACAAUGGCAAUCAUGAACGCAAUAACCAUCAUCAUCAUCAUCAUGGUCAUCAUCAUCACAAAACCGUUCAAUCACCACCAAUAGAAUCGAAUAACAAAAGUUUAAAACGAGAACCAUCCAAUUCAAGUAGCAGUAAUUUUGGUAGUGUAGGUAGCAGUGAUAAAGAGAAUAUCCUAAACAAUUUGAAUAAUAACGGUAAAAUGCAACAAGCAAAUGAUCAAUCGUCUGCUGCAGUUUUGUUGCGUAAGAAACAACGAGAUAUGGAAUCACCAUCUCGACGUGAGAAAAAAUCUCAAGUUUCUGAACAUUCAGCACAGAAGAAAACGUUAAAAACAAAGACCCGUAAAUUUGUUGUCGAUGGUGUGGUUGUCACAACAACUACUCAAAAAGUAAUUGAUGGUGAAAACGAUAAGAACAACGAUCAAUAUUUAAGGAAACAAGAGCUAAGAGAGCUAAAAAUGUUACAAAAACAUGAAAUCAAACAACUACAGGAGCUUGAAUGUCGUUCAAUAGCCGCAUAUGAUGCACAAGAGAAAAAGUUUGAUAUGGAAAUGGCCGCAUUAAAAAAAUCAUACGAUAUUGAUCUGGAAUCAUUGAUUCGAGAACAAAAAGCACUAGUCGAAAAAGGUGAAGAACAUCAACAGGCUGAACUAAAAUUAGCUACCCGUCGUAUUAAACAAGAACAAGAACGAGAAUUGAAAAAUUUUCGUGAAUCACUUAAAGCUGAACAAAAAAUGCUCAGACAAGAUGUGGAUAUGAUGCCUAAAGAUAAACGUAAAAAUGAAUUUAGAAUACGUAAAGAUCGGCUGGAUAAAAUUCACGCCGAAAAGGAAAGACAAUUUAUUGAAUCUUUGAAUCGUCAAUUCGAAUAUAACAUCAACAAAUUGAAUCAAAGUCAUCGUGAAAAAUUGGCCAUGAUGGAAAGAGAAUUUUUAAAACAAAAACAAAAACUUCUUAGAGCACGAGAAGCAGCAAUUUGGGAAUUGGAAGAAAAACAUAUUUAUAAUAAAUAUAGUCUUCUUAAGAAACAAUUAAACGAAUCAUUUUUCCUACAACGACAUCAGAUGCUUGAUCGACAUGAAAAGGAAUUUGAACAUUAUAAACGUUGGAAUAGUCUACAGGAAGAGGAAUUACUGAAAAGACAGGCUAUUGAAAAACGAUCAUUACCGAAACGAAUUCGUUCGGAAAUGAAAACUCGUGAAAUGAUGUAUCGUGCAAGUUUACAAAUCAGUAUGGCCAAUUUAAACAAUGCCUACAGUAAUGAAGAUGAACGAGAAAAACUUAAACGAUUUCAAGAAAGUGAAAAACAUCGAUACAAAGAUGAACAAGCUCGUCAAGAGAUUAAACAUCAAAAACAAAUUGAAAAUUUAAAGAAUCGUUGUGCAGCGGUUAUACAUGAAUUGGAACAAAUUCAUAAAGAUAAGAAAAAAGCACUUUGCGAACAUGAAAUUCUUAAAUUAAAUAUGCUUGAAGAAGAACAUGCUGAAGAGCUGAAACAAUGGAAAUCGCAAUUAAUGCCACGAAAAUUGAAACUGGAAGAGGAAUUUAUUCGACAAAUCGAAGAUCAAGAACGUUUCUAUGCAACCACAUCAGCAAAUGCAGCCGUUUUUGAUUGAUUCGCAUGAUGAUUAAUCUUU